AUGGCAGAUAUGUUGACGCAGCUGCAAGAUGCAGUCGAUCAGCUUGCACAGCAAUUCGUUGCUUCGUUGCAUUAUGUCAACAAACAUCACGACUAUGCGCUGCUUGGACCGACAGAUAGACUGGUGACUGCUAACAAAAAUGGCGGUGUUGCGGCACCACAAGAAGAUGAGAUCGAUCCAAAAUCCGAAGCCGCUUUCAAGGAUGGACAGCGCGAAUUAGCUCGAGACAUCAUUAUCAAGGAACAGCAGAUCGAAUACCUCAUCUCGCAGCUCCCCGGCUUAGAGAAUAGUGAGAAGGACCAAGACGAAACGAUACGGCGGCUAGAGGAAGAAUUGAAGGUAGCCGAAGAAGAGCGCAAAGAGGCCGUGAAAGAGAGAGCGGCAGUUCUCGCGAAGCUGGAGACUGUCAUCAGGAGUGUGAAGAGGCCUUAA
Messenger RNA from Mollisia scopiformis, 432 nucleotides. Its product is annotated as CSE2-domain-containing protein. Bases 1 to 432 code for a protein of 143 amino acids. Gene Ontology annotation, molecular function: transcription coregulator activity. Gene Ontology annotation, cellular component: mediator complex. Lineage: Eukaryota; Fungi; Ascomycota; Leotiomycetes; Helotiales; Mollisiaceae. The transcript is spliced from 3 exons. The record is from RefSeq and is a predicted model, not a curated record. Gene Ontology annotation, biological process: regulation of transcription by RNA polymerase II.